AUGAGCAGCAUCAGGUCGCGCAUCAGCCAUGCGCGGGCCAAACUCUUGAGGCGGCAGAGCCACAUCUCGUCGUCGGCGUCGCAGUGCUCGUCGGCGGGCAGCGAGCGGAUCCACACAGGGAGCAGCCUGCGCAAGAGCGUCUCGCUGUCGAAGCUGCCCGCCGUGCAUGCUUCCGACGUGCCCGCAGAGAGAGACGACAACCGCAUGGUGCAGUCGGAGGUCAUGGUUCGGUCUGGCACCGGCGACGGCACCAGCGAGAGUAGGCCCGAAACGCUCGACAGCUCGAGGUCGAGAGAUCGGCACUCGCAGGAGGGACCGAGCAUCAACAACGUCAGGCUGAUCGAGUCUUCGACCACGUCGCUCCCACACGACGUGCGCACCGCCAACCCCACCGUCACCCUCGAGGAGCCCACGCCCGUGCAUCCUCCAUCGCAGCCGCCGCCGCCGCCGCCGGUGCUCCCCGCCCUCGCUGGAGCCGGCGCAGAGACUGCUGCCUCAGAAGACCGCCCAUCCGAGCUCCCCUCACUCCAGGCGAGCUCGAGACCGACGCCCGCCCGUCGCCAGUCGCUCGUCACGCCCUCGAAUGCCCGCGCUAUCAAGACACUGCUCGCAUCCGACCCUACUGCUGCUGGCCCAUCCGUGACCGGGCCACCGACUGCAACCGACUACUUCUCCGGGGCAAACAACUUCAGCGCCGGCAUGCUGCACCGCAAGAUCUGGGUCAAGCGCCUGAGCGCCUCGGCGACACUGGUCCAGAUCCGUGAAGAUGACCUCGUCGACGACGUGCGGGAGAUGAUCCUCAAGAAGUACGGCAACUCGCUGGGCCGAAGCUUCGACGCGCCAGACCUCACGCUGCGCAUACUGCCCCGCGACAGCAAUGGGAAGGGGCAGGAGCGCAUCCUAGGCCCAGAGGAAGAGAUGUGCCGGACGCUCGACGCAUAUUACCCGGGCGGCCAGACAGUCCAUGAGGCUCUCAUCAUCGACAUACCCAUCCGGGCGGCGCCGGCCCGCACGCCCAAGCCCUCGCCGCGCAUCCCGCAGUUCUAUGCUCACCACGACGAUUCGCAGAACCAUCAUCAGACCGAGUACUUCCCACUCAUGCCUAUAGCGAAUCCCUCUCCCAUGACCGCCGCCUCCCACGAGACGACACGAGCUUCCCUCCCACAUCAGCCGCACUCCAUACAGGUGCUCCAGACAGGGCAUCUACCUGCAUUGCCUUCGCCUGGAGGCACGAGGAGGACCCACGCUAACCGUCCCAAGGCUUUUCGGCACAACACAGCCUCGCCUACGACGUUGACCGGCGGUGUGCCGCAGUCUGCCACCACUACCCGACCUCAACAGCGAAUUCGACACGAUUCCUCCGCCUCUGAAAAGCACUCUGCCUCCAGCAACCAAGCCAUACCUACCCCUCCAGCCCCAGCUGACCCCAACCUGCGACAAAACUCCACUCCUCCGACUCCCCGCGUAUCGUCGCCGAAGCCAGACAAGAAGCGGAAGAAGCAGAAGCCGAUCGAGCCCCCGAGCUUGCCCCCAGGCUUGUUAGACAAUUCAGUACCCCCCAUCAACGUGCUGAUUGUGGAAGACAACAUCAUCAAUUUGCGCGUUUUGGGGGCUUUCAUGCAGCGUCUGAAGGUGCGGUGGCAGCGGGCCAUGAACGGCAAGGAAGCUGUUGAGAAGUGGAGGGCCGGCGGAUUUCACUUGGUGCUCAUGGACAUUCAGCUGCCGAUCAUGGACGGUCUGGAGGCUACUAGGGAGAUUCGGCGUCUUGAACGGGUCAAUAGCAUUGGUGUCUUUAGUAGUGGUAGCAGCGAAGCGCCCAACAACAGGCUUGGAGACAAGGGUCUUGACAGAGACUUAUCGAGCGACGACAUAUUGGGGGACAAGAACCUGUUCAAGAGUCCCGUUAUCAUUGUAGCACUCACGGCCAGUUCACUGCAGAGCGACAGGCACGAAGCGUUGGCUGCCGGUUGCAACGACUUCUUGACCAAGCCUGUCAACUUCGUCUGGCUCGAACGGAAAGUCAAAGAAUGGGGCUGCAUGCAAGCCCUCAUCGACUUCGACGGUUGGCGUCGAUGGAAGGAUUUCACCAAUGCCUCUGACACCACCGACGGCACGUCGAAACUUUCAACGAGCUACUCCAGUGUUGCUCCACGAAAGGGCAAAGCAGCAGCUAGUCCAACUACAUCCAACGCUCCCAAUGGAGCGGGGCCGUCGACUAUUAAUGGAACGGCCACCAAACCGAAGGAUGACGUGGAAAAGAAGUCGAAGAGAAGAAGCAUGGGCGUCGUCCCGCCACCAGCGCUCGUCGAGGAAGAGAGCGCCGCUUCGACACCGGAUGUUGACAGUGGGGAGAACUAG
Molecule: messenger RNA, 2358 nt
Organism: Didymosphaeria variabile
Lineage: Eukaryota; Fungi; Ascomycota; Dothideomycetes; Pleosporales; Didymosphaeriaceae
Gene: MgSsk1
Product: Two-component response regulator SSK1p
Exons: 2
Coding region: 1-2358 (785 amino acids)
Biological process (GO): osmosensory signaling via phosphorelay pathway
Cellular component (GO): Mcs4 RR-MAPKKK complex
Molecular function (GO): phosphorelay response regulator activity; protein kinase activator activity
Source: RefSeq, a predicted model, not a curated record